Molecule: messenger RNA, 1350 nt
Organism: Zasmidium cellare ATCC 36951
Lineage: Eukaryota; Fungi; Ascomycota; Dothideomycetes; Mycosphaerellales; Mycosphaerellaceae
Exons: 3
Coding region: 1-1350 (449 amino acids)
Biological process (GO): protein import into peroxisome matrix, docking
Cellular component (GO): peroxisomal membrane; peroxisomal importomer complex; peroxisome
Molecular function (GO): protein binding
Source: RefSeq, a predicted model, not a curated record
AUGUCCGGCGGGUCACCACCCAAGCCGUGGGAAAGGGCCGCAGCAGGCGGUGUUUCCGCUGCUGUACCGACAUCCACCGCCACGACUACGGCGACCGCAGCGACACCGACCUCCGCAGCGCCAGCAUUGCCCGCCCGAACAGAUGCGCUGAACGCGGUAGCCACCCGGACCGCCUCGAACUACUCUUCCCCUCUCAAUAGACCAUCGCCUUACUCCUCUCCAUACGGCUACGGCGGCAUGUCGUCCUACAGCUCGCCCUAUAACCGGUUCGGUGGUGGACUAGGCGGUGGACUGGGCGGAGGCAUGUACGGAGGCGGCAUGUACGGAGGAUAUGGAGGCAUGGGUGGAUACGGAGGCAUGGGCGGCAUGUACGGCGGACAGGGCAUGUACGGACCCAAUGGUCAAGACCAGAGCUUGACGCAGACGUUCAGCAACAGCACGCAGGCCACAUUUCAGAUGAUCGAGAGCAUAGUCGGUGCUUUUGGCGGCUUUGCGCAGAUGCUCGAGAGCACGUAUAUGGCGACGCAUUCGUCGUUCUUCGCCAUGGUCAGCGUGGCGGAGCAGUUUGGCACGCUCAAGCAGACGCUCGGCUCCGUUCUGGGCAUCUUCACGAUUAUGAGGUGGAUUCGGACGGCGAUUGCGAAGUUGACGGGACGGCCGCCGCCUGCGUCGUCGACAGAGCUGACGCCUGCGAACUUUGCGGCGUUCAGUGGACAGCCUGGUCCGGAUGGGCAGCCAUCAAAACCGAGCCGAAAGCCUUUCAUCUUCUUCGUCGUGGCGGUCUUCGGAUUGCCAUGGCUUAUGGGCAAGCUGAUCCGCGCCCUGGCGAACUCACAAGAAGCACAACAGCAGCAACAACUUGCGAAUGGACCCGAUGGUCAACAACAACCGCUUGACCCAAGCAAGCUCGAUUUCUGCCGAGUCGUCUACGACUACACUCCUCAGACCCAGCCAGGCCAACCUUUCCAGGAAGGAAUCGACCUCCAGGUCAAGAAAGGCGAUCUCGUCGCCGUGCUUUCCAAGUCCGAUCCAAUGGGCCAGCCCUCCGAGUGGUGGAGAUGUCGCGCGAGAGAUGGAUCUGUGGGAUAUCUGCCAGGGCCAUACUUGGAGGUGAUUCAGAGGAGACCCCAGGCGCAGAUUACGGCGAAGAGCGCGCCGGGGAGCGAGGCGAACUCGCGUGUCAAUACGAUGACUAGCAAUGCCGUUACGGGGAGCCGCGCCAACUCGAUGAAGAUCACCGAGAAAGAAAAGGCGGAGGUCAAGCAAGCGCCUAAGGAGCCUCCGAAAUUGUACACGAAGCAGGGCGAUGUGCCUGUUGAGAGCUUUCAACGAGGGGCUUUCUAUUCUUAA